GAGGGCCGGGUUCUGGCGCACAGAGCGCAGCCCGUCUUGCUGGCCAGGAGCACCCUUCCCGCUCCCUUCUGCCACGGGCUCCAGCCGUGCCUGCCUCGGGGCUGCCGCCGCCUGGCUGUACUCCAGGACGCUAGAAAAGAACAGAUCCCACAUGGCUCCAGCCAUAUCCUCAGACCAUCUGGGCUAUUUUCUAUCGUGCCACACACCCUUCCCACCCGGCUACCUUGCCUGGCGGAGUCCUACUCAGGCUGCACCUAUACAGCUGUCUCAGUCCCUGUCUGAGGCUCCGGAAGCCUCCUCUGAAAGCCCUCGUCACAGCCUAGAACAGGCAAAUGUCAGAGAAGCCAGUAAGAAGACAAUUGUUUUGGCCGAGCACGGUGGCUGACGCCUGUAGUCCCAACACUUUGGGAGGACAAGGAGGACCUCAGGAGAUCAGAAGAUGAAACUGUCUUCCUGUGCAGUGCACGGAAAGAUCUACUCAAUUCACUGCCCAAUCCUCUCCUGAUGCAGAAAAAGCACCCAGUCAAGUGACUUGCAUUCUCUGCAGGACACACCGGGCGCUGCCCAUAACGUCACGGCGGCGGAGGGCGCAGGCCACUGGGUCCCCGGCGAGUGGACUGUUCGAGCCCUUCCGCUCGGACUUGGGCCCUGGCUCCGGCCCCACGAUGGGAGCUCCUCUCCACGGGCUGAGACUGUCAGCAUCCUCGACGCGCACUUGUCUCUGAAGUUGGAGAAGAGCCCCUACCCACCCACACCCCCCUUACCCCAUUUGGGUCGCCUCUGCCCCCUGGGUCCUCAGCCUUAGCGGCCACUGGGUCUCAGAAGCAGGACGAUGAUCCUGGCGUCGGUGCUGGGGAGCGGCCCCCGGGGUGGGCCUCCACUCCGGCCCCUCCUGGGGCCCGCACUGGGGAUCCGGUCCCGCUCAACGUCAGCCACCGACACACACCACGUGGAGAUGGCGCGGGAGCGCUCCAAGACCGUCACCUCCUUUUACAACCAGUCGGCCAUUGAUGCGGCAGCAGAGAAGCCCUCAGUCCGCCUCACGCCCACCAUGAUGCUCUACUCCGGCCGCUCUCAGGAUGGUAGCCACCUUCUGAAAAGCGCUCGGUACCUGCAGCAAGAACUUCCAGUGAGGAUCGCUCACCGCAUCAAGGGUUUCCGCUGCCUUCCUUUCAUCAUUGGCUGCAACCCCACAAUACUAUACGUGCAUGAGCUGUACAUCCGUGCCUUCCAGAAGCUGACGGACUUCCCUCUGAUCAAGGACCAGGCGGAAGAGGCUCAGUACUGCCAGCUGGUGCGACAGCUGCUGGAUGACCACAAGGAUGUGGUGACCCUCUUGGCAGAGGGCCUGCGUGAGAGCCGGAAGCACAUACAGGAUGAAAAGCUUGUCCGCUACUUCUUGGACAAGACACUGACUUCGAGGCUUGGAAUCCGCAUGUUGGCCACACAUCACCUGGCACUGCACGAGGACAAGCCUGACUUUGUUGGCAUCAUCUGUACUCGUCUCUCACCAAAGAAGAUUAUUGAGAAGUGGGUGGACUUUGCCAGACGCCUGUGUGAGCACAAGUAUGGCAAUGCGCCCCGUGUCCGCAUCAAUGGCCACGUGGCUGCCCGUUUCCCCUUCAUCCCUAUGCCACUGGACUAUAUCCUGCCGGAGCUGCUCAAGAAUGCCAUGAGAGCCACAAUGGAGAGUCACCUAGACACUCCCUACAAUGUUCCAGAUGUGGUCAUCACCAUCGCCAACAAUGAUGUUGAUCUAAUCAUCAGGAUCUCAGACCGUGGUGGAGGAAUUGCUCACAAAGACCUGGACCGGGUCAUGGACUACCACUUCACUACAGCUGAGGCCAGCACGCAGGACCCCCGGAUCAGCCCCCUUUUUGGCCAUCUGGACAUGCACAGUGGUGCCCAGUCAGGACCCAUGCACGGCUUUGGCUUCGGGUUGCCCACGUCACGGGCCUACGCGGAGUACCUCGGUGGGUCCCUGCAGCUGCAGUCUCUGCAGGGCAUUGGCACGGACGUCUACCUGCGGCUCCGCCACAUUGAUGGCCGGGAGGAAAGCUUCCGAAUAUGACUCCACAGCCUUUUGCCUGCUCGCCUGCCCAGCCUGGGCUGCAUUUUCUGCAGUACCUCCCGGGUCAGGCAGGGCAGCUCCCCUGCUCCACACACUGCUGUAUCUUGGGUCUCAGGGCCCCAGACAGAUGGACUUUCAUGGAGCUGGGCACCGCCCCGCCUCAACAGGGUCCACUGCCUCCUUGCCUCCAGGCCUUGGAUGGGGGAAGUGGGCGCUCCAAGGCCUCCAGCACCAGCUCCCUCAUUCUCGUUCCUGGGGAACCCCUACUCUGACCUGUUGUUAUUAAAGUUCACAUUUUGAAUGCCC
This is a messenger RNA of Saimiri boliviensis boliviensis (Bolivian squirrel monkey), 2377 nucleotides long. Lineage: Eukaryota; Metazoa; Chordata; Mammalia; Primates; Cebidae. The record is from RefSeq and is a predicted model, not a curated record.